AUGCCCCUCAGCCACCGGCUCGUGCAAGCUCUCGCAGAGGCUCGAUCCAAAGCGCGAUCAGUGUACCACCUCCUGCGUGACCGCGGUGUCAAUGACGACGCACGUGUAGCUGUCAGAAUACUCCUCGGUACUCUCCACAGCCUUUGGCUACUGUUCGAAGACUUUGCAGAACAAGGCACUUCUCCUGCAUGUCCAGACCACACCCUUUUUGACGACUUGGCCGACCUUUUUGAUGACUCCAGCCUUGAGUGGUCGACAGGCUCGACAACACCAAAAGGCGGGCCCCCUCCUCUUUCAGGAUUCGUCUCGAGCAUCUACAAGAUUCAGCUCCAGCUAGAAUCUCUCGUCCGCUGCAACUCUUGGGCCGACUUGCUCGUUCGCCUGUCAACCACCGGCCACCGCAGAGAUAUUUACAGCCAAGACCUUGGUCAAACAAUUGACUCCACACCAAAAGGCCUAGAGAUAGAUGGUGACACGUGUAUGGCCUUACUUCUGAGCGCCGAAUUCGACAAAAAGUUGGACGAUUGCCACACGCACCGACAGUAUGUGGCCGAGAGAGAGAUCAAGCACCCCGAGUUUGCUGCUGCUGCAAAGCUUCUCCCGGACCUGGCCCGCCAAAGAUACACUGAUUACAAGACAUCCCUUCACAUGCUUUUCCAUUCGAGGAAAUCUUCGCACUUCCUUCAGUGGCUUAUGGAAUACGCAAGGCAAGAAUGGCCGCAGCAUUUCAACUUCGGCUCCGGUGCCCUUUCGAUGACACCGCUGCAUCUUCUGAUGUCGAGACUGUCGGAUGAUUCGGUCACCCCUUUUCAUGUUGCUGCUUCGCUGGGGCUUCCCCGGCUCUGCGAGCAACUCAUACAAUGGGGAGUGGACUUGAAUAAGCCGAGCUCUUUGGGAACCCCUCUCUACUGUGCUUUGCUUGGUCCAACGGCACUCUUGGGACGCUCUGACGACCCUGCACAGCUGGUAUCUGACUGCAUACCCACCGACUCCCAGGAGGAGACUCUCAGGGUUCUCUUGGAUGCAGGUGCUUCGUGUACCACGGAAACGGCUGGUCCCUGCCAAGACGAAAACUUCUCCCUGGCAACACUAGGAUUCCUCAUUUGCCAGGAAAUUCGUGCCCCGAAGAUUCUACUUCGCGUCCUCAAGUCGGGUGUCAGUAUCGAUUCGAGGUUUGUACAGCUCUUCCAUGGGAAGAACUCUCUUUUAGAAUACUGGCCAUCACCAUUGAAGCCACCAACCCGUUCGUUCCUUGAAGGUAUGCUUCCCGCGAUUCUCGAUAGAGCUAUCCCCGAAUAUGACAGCUAUAACGAUAUAUCACUAUUGGCCACAGGUAUUUAUGAGAUUCUGGACCAUUUUGAUCUGGCUCGUCCCUCCACCAUUUCUGGAUCUCGGCCUCUUGACGUCUCAGACACCUUGUAUGCGGAACUGGUUCGAGAAGCAGUACAGGAUUGUGAGACAGCAGUUGUCAGAAGACUCAUCUUGGACCCUCGCUGGAAUCCAAAUGCAUCCAUGGCGCCUCAGAGAGCGCAGUCAAUCGCAUCAUCCGAUGAUGGGGUCUCUUUUCACGAAGCUCACAAAGCAACGACAAUCCUCCACUAUGCGGUCGAGGCCGAUGAAAUAGCUCUUGUAGCUGCCAUAUUGACAUCGAGAGAAGAUGUCGAUGUGCAGGUUCGUAACCACAAGGAUCAAACACCCCUGAUGUUAUCAGAGUCGCCCGAGGUCUUUAAACUUCUUAUGGACCAUGGAGCAAGAACUACAGAUACCGACGAGAGUGGGCGUAACGUCUGGCAUUUUGCAGCCGCAAAUUCCGACACCGCUCUACUUGACUGCCUUCAGGAGUACGAUAAGCACUGGGACCAGAAUCUGAGGGGAGUUAUGACUGAUGGUCAGACCCCCAUCGCCCAAGCUGUCAUAUAUCCCUUCAGUCAGAUGAAGAGGCGGCGCAAAAUGACGUCCGAAGCUCCAGUCGGGGCGAUCCACAUGCUCAAGACCUGCAAGUCAGAUGCCGCCUAUCUCAAGAGCCCAACCCCUCUCGUUUUUCUGGCUGUAGAAUGGGGCUCAGCAGAUCUACUCCGCAGCUUGAUCGACUUUGGUGCAGAUCCGUUGGAGAUUGACAGGAAGUGUCGGAAUGCCCUGCACUUCCUCAACGUGUCGGCUAGAGAACCUCUGAUUUCUAUUCUCUUGAGCUUGGACUUUGAGAACAUUCUCAAUGACCAGGACUCAUCUCCAGCGGAAACCGUCUUUCAAAUCUUUAACGACACUGCUUUGUUCGGCCCCACACCAGACAAAAUCUUCAACCACCCAGCCAGUUUCGGAACACUCGAUGCUGGCGUAUACAGCCGUCUCCUUGGCUACAAAGAUAUCCUCAAUAGCCGGGAUGAUGCGGAUAUGGGGCUAUGGGAACGGUUUUCACUCACUGUUCUGGCAACAGAUGCCCCGCGUUGGCCUGCAGGACUGACGGCUCAGCCAUCCCUACAAACGGCUGUGGAGUGCUUGAUUAAGAAGGGGGCUUUGGCCAAGUACGAAGAAGAAAGUGGCCAGUGUGGUCUGAUCCCGGUUCUAUCGGGGUGGCCAAAGGUUUCCGCUAGUCACGACCGGUUUUCUAAGUGGCUAGAAGAUAUACUGUACACAAUCCUAAAAGCCUCGACGAAACUAGACGGCUUCAACGAAGCACCAGCCGCAGUUCAAUGCCUUAGGCUGGCCAUCAAGCAAGAACAUGUUGGCCUUGUCAAACAACUGUUGGAUUUGGGGGUUUCCGUCCACGCACGCUUCGAUAAUGUCUCUGCGCUCGAGUACGCGUGCUCACCACGUUCAAGCUGCGACCUAGUAAUGUUUGAGAAGCUGCUCGAGCACGCCGACCCCGAGAAGCUGAAUGAUGUCGACCGGUUCAAAAUCGGCUUGAUCUUCAGACUACUCGACUACAGAGUUUCGCAUCGCAUGCCAAAACUCUCUGCCCUUAUGAGCAGCGGUUGUAAUCCCAACGCAACGACUCCCUCAGGAAUGCCCGUCGUUGUUUCUUACAUCAUGGAGAGGCAAACUGAGCCCGCUAUGCUUUUACUCAAUGCUGGCGCUGACCCGUCUGCGAGCUCUAACAUGGGCCUCGAUGCGGGACUUGCUGCGGCUUUACGAGGAAAUCUGGUCAUUCUUCACAAGCUCAAGUCAAUCGGGGAAGAAUUCAACUGGGCAAAGCUUUGCACUCACGCUUUCUCGCCUGGUGAGCUGACCGGCUUGACCAGCAGUAAAAUUAUGCACAAGUGCAACGCGCUUCAUUUAGCAGCGUCAAGUGGGCACGCCGAUACUCUCACAUUCUACCUCGAGUCAUUGAAAGUUGAGUCGCUGAGUAUCGAAGCUCCUACGGCUGAUGGCUGGAGGCCUAUCCAUUUCGCCGCUGCCUACGACUCUGACGAUGGGUCAUGCGUUCGAGUCUUGUUGGAACACGGAGCAGAUCCUACAAAAAGCCUGCCGGACGGAUAUUGGAACCCAUUGAUGCUCGCAGUACACGCCGGCAAUAUUUCAAUCGCCCAGCCACUUCUCGAAUUGGAACCAGACAUCGUCAGUCGAAUGAACCUACCUCGAGCCUUCACAAUAGCCCUCAAACGCAAGUCCGAAAGGAUGAUUGACUUAUUCCGGCCGUUUCUCGACAACGUGAUCAUUCCUUCUCCAGAUCUUGUCAAAGACCGCGACGGCCGAUGCAAAGCCCUCGGGGCUGUGAUGGAGCUUUUGUUGGAUGAUGGGAACCUGAGAAGACUCAGCAGUGUUCUUCAGAUGGUCGACCGGGAGACCUUGAACUCUGUCCGGCUUAGCUGUGGAAAAUGUUCACCUUUGAUUCUUGCCACAGUUCAAGGCCAAUUUCACCUCGCUGAUCUUCUCUUGGGCUGCGGAAUGACUACAUGGAAUUUCGUGGAUCGUUGCUCUCGCCACCUGGGGGCGCCACCCGAAAGCAUGUAUCCAUCCUGCACAACACUCCACAUGGCUCUUAUGCAGCCAGAGCAACGUUCGCAUCAUACCAUUGACGCUUUUGUUCAGAAGCUCAUCGAGCAGAUUGACUGGACUCGUCAUGAGCUGAGCCCUGUCCAUUGUGCUGUCAUUAGCGGCCAGGCAUCUAGGGUUCGCCUCAUCGCCAACCACGUCAAAAAGCACGCCCAUAGAUAUGUCGACAUUCUACAGGAAAGCUCAAACUUUCCAACAGAAGACAAGUUGGCAAAAGUUGAAGCGACGGACAAAACAGCAUCGGAUGUAUCGAAGCCUAUGCUUGACGCUAUUUUGAAACACAUUUUCAAUAGACGUGUCCUCGCUGCCGAUUUGGAACCAAAGUUUAAAUACGGAUGGACACCGCUGCUCAUGGCUGUCGACGAGACCAACCUACAAAUGAUGGAAAUCCUUAUAGAGUAUGGCGCAGACAUCAACCUGCCAGACGAAGAUGACUUUGGCACUCCACUCCACAAGGCGGUGGACGAGAACUUUGAGCAAGGCGUCAGACUACUGCUGGAGAAUGGUGCGAACCCAAAUCGUCGAAACUCGGUGUAUCAAACGCCCUUGUUCCUGGCGGUCGAGCUGGGACAGCUUGGUAUGGCCAAGCUCCUCGUUGAGUUCGGAGCGGAUGUCCAUGCUUGCGAUACCGAUGGGAUGAGCCUUCUCAAUACCUGUGGCGAAAAGUCGAAGAAUCCCAAAAUGUUUAUCUGGCUCAUGGAACUCGGCCUGGAUCCGUACAGACUCGAUAAGGCCGGUUACACGCCCGUUCACGACAUCAUCCUCGGCGACGCAUUUUCCAGUCUGACGUUCAACUACGGAUUCGACUUUUACAGGAUUUUGGAUAUUCGCAAGGGUUUUCUUCCGCUCCUCAUCGAAUUCAACCCUCUCAAAGCGAAUUUCAUCAUUGUCAGACUCUUGAAGCGUCUCCCCAUGGAGACUGCGGAAGUCCUGGUCAAUGCGAACCCGCAUGCAUUUGUAAGCCCGCUUUGCAAUGCUGUGCUCAAAGACCAGCUGGAUUGCAUCCCCACGCUGCUUCGCCAUGGCGCAGACAUUGACGCGGAGGGUUGUGACGAGGGCUCUGCUCUAAUGGCAGCUUGUGUAAAGGGAAGCCUCGAUGCGGUAAAGAUACUCGUGUACAGCGGCGCCGGCAUUUCGUAUGUCGCCAUGAUUAACGAUGUUGCUGUCUUGAGAAAUGCGCUCGUAUAUGCCGGCCCGUUCCCGCAGAUUGUGCGAUGGAUACUCGUGGACAGAUACGUCCGCCAAAGGAGAAUCGAAGAGGUUCUGGAUGUGCCCCGUGAAGAGGAAGUGAAGCCCUGGAGCGGUGGCCAAGUCGCGGGUUACGAGCUCUCGGGCAUUGGAUGUCGUACGGGACGGCGUUUUGGAGAGUCUGGACUGGAAUAUUUGAGGCGUCUGGAUCAAAUUAGAUGGGAAUUGCGAGGCCAGAUGGUGAGGCCAGUCGCCCUUCAAGUGGAAAAAGAGGGUUGA
Colletotrichum orchidophilum is the source of this 5460-nucleotide messenger RNA. RefSeq lists its product as uncharacterized. The record is from RefSeq and is a predicted model, not a curated record. The transcript has a single exon. The coding region runs from base 1 to 5460 and encodes 1819 amino acids. Lineage: Eukaryota; Fungi; Ascomycota; Sordariomycetes; Glomerellales; Glomerellaceae. Gene Ontology annotation, molecular function: protein binding.